Camelina sativa (false flax) is the source of this 327-nucleotide messenger RNA. It is a transcript of the gene LCR2, whose product is annotated as low-molecular-weight cysteine-rich 2. The record is from RefSeq and is a predicted model, not a curated record. NCBI's taxonomy places the organism in Eukaryota, Viridiplantae, Streptophyta, Magnoliopsida, Brassicales, Brassicaceae.
AUGAAAACAAAAUUUGUAUUCUCAUUCACCGUUUUGGCUCUCUUCCUCCUUUUUGUGAUAGUAACAGGAGUGGUUGGAGAUGUAAAACAAAAAGUACAAAAGAAAAAAAUAUGGUGCUUGAGGCCUUUACCUGAUCAAAAACCUGGGAAAUGUGUCAUCAAAGACUGUGAGUCUAAAUGUAAGGAGAAGUGGAAAGGGAAUGGUACAGAAGCUUCAUGUCGUCCCCAAUGCAACUGCCACUUUCGUUGCCCAUGGCUUCAGGGCCAGGCCUGACAAAUAUGAGUGCUAAAUUAUUGAUCUAACUGCAAAUGUUGAUUAAGAAUUUAA